Molecule: messenger RNA, 1479 nt
Organism: Diatraea saccharalis (sugarcane borer)
Lineage: Eukaryota; Metazoa; Arthropoda; Insecta; Lepidoptera; Crambidae
Source: the annotation of a GenBank genome assembly
AUGAAUACACAUAUUUACAAUAAAAAAGUAUUUGAAAUAUUAACAAGUAACAAUGCCUUUUGUAAUUUUUGUUUAAAGAACAUUGAAAAUGAAAAUGAAAAUUCCUAUUAUUUUGAAGAUGAAGUUGUUUUGGAUAACAAUGACAAAUGUAUAAAGUUAACGGAUUUGGUAUGUUAUGUUUUUGGUGUCAAAGCUGCAAGUUUUCGUGCUUCUGGCAUUUUAUGUCGGCAGUGUACGAAUUCCACUAUUGUCAUGUAUCAAUUUAUAAAAAUGUGUAAUUAUAACAUAGAACAACUGUGGAAUGCUGUAGCAAUCCUGGAGAACAGACUCAACAGUAUUUUAAAAUUGGAAAGUGAUAAGAAAACUUUAUUUAUUACAGUGGAUAGUUCAAAAAGUUUGACUCCACUAAUUUAUGAUAAUAAACCUGCUGCUGGAAAUUACUCUAUGAUUCUAGAAAGGUUUCAACAAAUUAGUAACAUUGAUAAAUAUAAUUUGAAAUGUAUGUAUGAAUUAUCUAAUGAUUUGGACCAUUGUGAAGUUAAUCACAGUAUAGAAGUUAAUGAGAAAGCGAAUAUUAAAUUUAAACAAAACAAGAAAAAAAAUAAAGCUAAAAAAAUAUCAAUAAAUGAAAUAAUCUUUGACACAAACAAAAUGUCACAGUAUAAAUGCAAAAUUUGUUUCAACAUUUAUUCCAAUUUGUACAGACUGAAACAGCAUUUUCUCAGAAUGCAUGCUCCUAAAGACUUUGUUUGCUCUGAAUGCUGUAAAAGUUAUGGUUCUGAAGCCUUAUUGGCACAACACAAAUAUGACUGCCACAGCCCCUUUAUGUGUUCCGACUGUGGUAAAAGUUAUACUAGUAGAUCAACAUUCAAAACACAUAUGCAAAGCCACCGAUUAAAAUUAAUUUGCCAAGUAUGUGGUAAAGUAUUCAAAAAUAAGCGAAAUUUCAGCAAGCACAUUAUAAUGAAUAUUUGUGAUCCAGUUAUAAGGAAAAUGAAUUUAGAUAAAAAAUAUGUGUGUGAUUAUUGUAGAAAAGGGUACAGCAGUAAGUCAACUUUAAGAACUCACAUAAAAUUUGCUCACGGUGAUGGGGAAGCACAAGUCUGCUCUUGGUGUAAUAAAAGGUUUCAUGCUGUUAGUAGGUUGACUGCUCAUAUUGUUACCCAUACGCAAGAGAAAAAGUUCAGUUGUGAUGUUUGUGGAGGACGAUUCGUAACAAAGGAGUCUCUGCUUUACCAUACCCGCAUCCAUACUGGAGAAAGGCCCUAUAAGUGCCAAUAUUGCGAUAAAAGGUUUUUAUCAACAUCUCGAAGAGCAGAACAUAUAAGACGACAUCACAGUGAUCCAAUGUUAGAAUGCAAUAUAUGCCACAGUAAGUUCCGAUCAAAGUCAUGUUUGACAAGGCAUAAGAAACGUCAUUUUAAUCCCAAUAGUAGAUUACAUUAUGCUCGACUAGUGUCAAAUGGGAAAGAAAUUUAA